GAGAAUCGAAUGGACAAUCAGCUGUGCGCGCAAUCAUGGCCGAGCUGCGGGAAGAGGAUCUCGUCAUACCGCCCGUGCAGUACGAAUAUCUCGAUCACACCGCGGACGUGCAAUUGCACGCGUGGGGCGACACGUUGAAGGAGGCUUUCGAACAAUGCGCGAUGUCCAUGUUCGGUUAUAUGACGGAUCUGGAAAGGGUAGAGAUCAAGCAGGUGCAUCAUGUGGAAGCCGAGGGUCACGAUAUCAUGAGUCUGCUCUAUCACUUUCUCGACGAGCUGCUCUUCAUGUUCUGCGCGGAGCCCUAUCUUGUUGCCAAGAAGGUCAAGAUUACUGAAUUUGACAAGGAAAACCUCAAAAUCAAGGCAACCGCAUACGGCGAAGAAUUCACGAUUGGAAAACACCCGCAAGGUGCCGAAGUGAAGGCAAUCACGUACUCGGCGAUGCAAAUACUUGAUCGUCCUGAGGUAAAUCAACCCGAGGUCUUCGUAAUCGUCGACAUAUGACUGUGCCGACUGUGUAUAAAAGGCACGUCAGGCAGGUCGUCGUCUCGACGUUUUCUCGCGCGCAGCACGAUUCCGGACACGCUUUAAAACCAGUUGAGAAAGUGGGGAUGAGAAGACCGGCUUUAAACAGAGGGUUGAAGAGAAAAGCGAAGGGAGAGACGCUGUCUCUCGAAAGGCAAGAAGGGAGGCCGCCGCCCUACGCCUCCCCUAUGGUCUACAUUGGAUACGAUUCUUUUGUACUUGCUUUGUAGGGUUCAAAUAAAUACGUUAUGAAGAAAGCACCGGGCCCCUUCUUGGCUUGACCUAACUCAGGCGUGUACUAAGUUUUUCCGAACUCCCGGAAAAGCGUAGUUCGACAGGGCUUGACGGAAGAUGAUCUCCGAUUUCAACAGGAAUGCCGUGUCACGGACACAUUUCAUCUCGACUGGUUUUUUUUUUUUUUUUUUGAACUUGAUUACUAAUGUGUCUUAUUAAAUAUGUUUUUUGUUAAAAAGAUAAUGGAAUCAAAACAAAAAAAAGAUUCCAUUCAGUUCUAAUAUAUUACAAUGUAAUGGUUUUCUUAUUUCGUGUGACAAAACGCUCUGUUAAUAUUUUCUUUUAAACAGUAUUUAUCACAUGAAAUUUUCAACGCACCUCUUCAGGAUUUUUUUUAAACAAAAAGUUUGAUAUAAAACAUAAAAAGUAUGUUUUAAGAGAAGAAAAUUGAGACAAUCUUAUUUUCAUCAUAUUUUCUUAUGUGUUUGGUAAGUUUCUCUCUGUUUGCAUAAAUGCAGCAAGAGAAGAAAGAAAUUCCAAUUGUUUAUUUAAACGUGUAUCUAUUUCUUGCGAGUAAGAAAAUAAUUUUAUAACGAAAUUCAACCGUAAACUAACUAUAAGUGUGUAAAUAAAUGAUUUUUUUUUACAAGAAAGUCUUGUACUUUCCACAACAGAUCUUGAUGUGUAUUGCUGAUCGUUAUGUCUCUGCUGUUAAAAAAUAAACAAGAGCGAGAACAACAGAGCGAUUGUGUGUUUUCGUAAAAAUAGAAGCGUGUGUGUGAGAUG
This is a messenger RNA of Pseudomyrmex gracilis, 1544 nucleotides long. RefSeq names its product protein archease-like (gene Archease). Gene Ontology annotation, biological process: tRNA splicing, via endonucleolytic cleavage and ligation. Bases 36 to 503 code for a protein of 155 amino acids. Lineage: Eukaryota; Metazoa; Arthropoda; Insecta; Hymenoptera; Formicidae. The transcript is spliced from 4 exons. Gene Ontology annotation, cellular component: tRNA-splicing ligase complex. The record is from RefSeq and is a predicted model, not a curated record.